CCUCGCUCCCUCCUUACAGUUCCUCACGGCUCCCGGCCCGCUGUGCUCCCGCUGCCCUCGUGCCUUUCGCUCCUUGUCGGCAGGGCCGUCGGAUACGCCGCUUCCCCCCCGCGGGUUCGGAGAGUGGUGCGGCCCCGUUGCCAUGGAGGCUGUGGCGUCGGAAAGGCGGGGGGAGCAUGGCUGAGCUGGUUCGGCUGGAGGAGAGGCUCUCGCGGCUGCGGGAGGAGUAUUUCCGUAAGAACAGAUCUGUGGAUGAAGAAAGAAAAAUAGUGUACAAAGCUGCUGUCAAGAUUCAGAGCUGGUUUCGAGGAUGCAGAGUCCGAGCCUAUCUGAGAUAUCUGAGCAAAAUGGUGAUUCUUAUACAGAAAUGGUGGAGAGGUUAUCAAAGCAGAAGAUACUUCAGAGAAGAGACUAAGACAGCAUAUUUUAUUAUGAAGAUGAAUUUCUACAAUGAAAUGGCUGUCAGGAUUCAGAAAACAUGGAGAGGAUAUUAUGUCCGAAAAUAUACCCAUAAUUACUAUGCACUGAAGAAGUACCUGGAAGCCAUUUCUCUUAACAAUGAAAUUGUCAGGAACGAACUCCAAGAGUAUGCAGAAAUGAAUGAAAUGGAAAAGAAGAAGAAAGACCUAGAGAAGAAAGAAAAGGAAAAGAAAUACAAAGCCCGAAAGAUGCAUUACCUCCUUAGCACAGUGCAGAUUCCAGGCAUAUACAAUUCGCCGUUCAGAAAAUCCCCGGAUCCAAUGGAACUGCUGCUCCAGCAGUCAAAGCCUUUCAGCCACAGCCAGCAGCGAGUAAAGAGUCCCUUCACAUAUGAUUUGUAUGACUGGCCAACUUGUAAAAGACCUCCAACUUUCCCCACAGGAAAGCCUCUGCCACCUAUUGGCAGACAGAAACCUCAGGGGCCUUUCCGAGACACUGAUGAAGUAUUGCGGCAGCGCUACAAGCCUUUGGAGCCAACCUUGCGAGUGGCAGCAUCAUUCAGUUCACCACUAGAGAAGGCCAGAGAGGAAAUGAAAAAGGAGGAAUGGGGAAAAUAUAUACAUGAGAAUGAAUUUUUGCCAUUUUCUUCGUAUCAUAGAAAUAAGAAAUAUGAACUGUCAAUUCAUGCAUCAGAAAAAAAAGGCAAUGAAACUUAUGGAGUUAAGCAUUUCCGAGAGGUGCAGCCUAAUAAGUGGAUAGCAGGAAAGGACUUUCAAACUGUGUUACCAUCGAUUCUUCUCUUCGAGAAGUUUGGGAAAACUUACUCAAAAGCUGGGCAAAUAGUGUAAUCAUUCUGUAAACUAUGCAAUGUAAGACACUUGAUAAGUAAUCAAUAAAUGUAAUACAGCAAAUGCACAGCAGUAUGUUGACUGAAUGUCCCAUAAAUUACCUUUUUGUAAAGUGAUGUAUACUAUGUCUCAAGUACUGUUAAUUGAUUUUGCUUGAUCUUAUAAGCAAUGCAGCUUUCAACAUUAAUCAAAGGUGUUUUUUUGGUUUUUUUUUGUUUUUUUUUUUUUUGCGUGUGCUUUUGAAAAAGAAGUCAGUAUUAUCUUAGGAAAAUUGGAUGACACUUAGAAACUAUUUCUGAAAAUGCUGUCUUUUAUUUAAAUGCAAAUUCUUUGUGAUAAAGAACUAGAGAAAUCAAGUGAAGGACUCCAAAACACACUUAUUAGGGGUUUGAAUCAGAUGUUCAGUGAUAUGCUUUUUAUUAUUGAAUUUAAUUUAGUAUUUUCUUGUCCUCCCCAAGCGUUCAGGAAAACUUUAUAGGAUAUAGGUUUAUGUAAACAUGUCUGAGCACUUUCUGAACUAGGAUUCACAAAUUUCACUUCCACAGGUUUUCUGCUGUUAACCACUGUGGAAAAGUUCUGGAGUCACACAAGAGUGAAAGGUCUUUCAGUUCCAUUGCAGUAGUUUAUGAGUUUAAGUGUUGACUGUAGUGUUGCUACUUCCUGGUAUUUGCGAUUUUUUAAAGUUUGAAGUAUAUUAUUCAACAUGGAAACGAAAAAUUCACUUUGAAAAGUGAGGAGACACCUCAGUAGAUGAGUCUCCCCAUUAAAAUUUAAUCUCAUCAAAUGUAUUCAGAGUGCUUUAGUUGUUUGUGGAGUGGAUUGAGCUUGAUACACUUGUGCAAAACUGUUGAUGAAUAAAGAUGCCACAGUAAUUUUUA
Coturnix japonica (Japanese quail) is the source of this 2146-nucleotide messenger RNA. It is a transcript of the gene SPATA17, whose product is annotated as spermatogenesis associated 17. The record is from RefSeq and is a predicted model, not a curated record. Gene Ontology annotation, biological process: establishment of meiotic spindle localization; mitotic cell cycle; spindle organization. NCBI's taxonomy places the organism in Eukaryota, Metazoa, Chordata, Aves, Galliformes, Phasianidae. Gene Ontology annotation, cellular component: spindle pole. Gene Ontology annotation, molecular function: calmodulin binding.